AUGAGUCCUUCAUUCCAGCGCCAGAAUUUGCCCUCUGUUCUUAUUUGGAGGGCAGAAAACAAUGUCGAUUCAAAGGACAUAGGCUAUGUUCCAACUACAAAAGAUGUCGGUGUUGCGCGCAGUGAUAUCACCUCGAACUUAUCGGAGGUCGUCGACAACGGAGAAGAGGCCCAGCUCAAAUAUUCAUUUGCAAAAGCUGGUGCGGCCCACAAAGGGGGUUCUUCUUCGGUCGACCUUCUGAAGGGUAUUGACCCGAGGACCGACAACGCGCCUGAUGUCUAUGGCGACUUCAGCUCUCUCGACAUCCCCGACUACAACUCGGAGGGUCGCACUUCCUCUCCAGAUGAAAGCUUGGAUGAUCUGGUCCUACACGCACAGCAUCUGGAAGGCUUUGCACCAUUUUUGCCCUUCGAUAAGCUGGAUGCAUUGAUGGUCAAGAGUAGAGUAAAGAGACACCUGAAAAUCUCCAACAUUUCCUCCAGGUACCCCGAGACCAGACUGCAAGAAAUUACAGAUGCCAUUCUGGACAGGCACAAAGUACCAGAUCCUCGCGACUCUCCCGGCCAGUCCAAAAACCUGCGGCGGCCCAUGAGAGAAACGUGUCGGCGCAAGAUCUUCGCAAUCCUAGCAUCUAUAGGCAACGUAGGCGAUAUUGAACUUUUCAUUGGGCAUGGCAUAUACGACUGUCACCUUCCUCUAGCCAUCGACUAUUCGAAACACGUCAUCUCCUGGGAGAUCGGGGGAGUCCUGGAGCCCCUUCCUAUCAAACACUGGAAGGGAAGGGUUCUGGAAUCCUUCAAUCAUUAUCAAUGGAGGAUGACUGCUCCGUUUUUCGACAUUUCUGAUCAUAAGUGUCCUCACCUUAAGUUACGGAGCGAGACUAUACUACCAUUCCGCCGUGAUUUCAGUACCUCGAAGGCCUAUGGGGGUUCCGGAGAGAUCGAAAAGAUUGAGGUUCAUCCUGCGCAUCACAACUAUCCUCACGAGAAGGACGACCAAGGUCAAUAUUUCGCCCGAAAACGUCUUCAAAAAGGAACUGUUUCCCCGGAAAAGUAUGAAAAUGACUUCUGGAACGAGCGUAACAAUCUACUAAGGGUCCGCAAGAACCCAAACGUGAUCACAAUGCUGGCCAGCUAUGAAAAAGACGGGGAAUACAGCUUUCUGUUCCCUUGGGCCGACGGCGGCGACCUCAAAGCAUUCUGGAAAAACCACUCCGCGAAGUCACGACUGCGGGAUAAGGACAAAACACUUCCAUUAUGGCUCAUGAGACAAUUCCUCGCCAUUGCUAAAGGUGUGGAUGCCGUUCAUCAGCCAACGAGCGAUGAGGAGCCGUAUCUCCAGUUGCCAGGGAAGGUUAAGCUUGUAUAUGGCCGUCAUGGCGACCUCAAGCCUGGUAACAUUCUCUGCUUCAAGGGAAAAGGAGAUCCCUUUGGGAACUUCCAGAUCUCUGACUUUGGUCUGGCAGCUUGUCAUGGAACUCGGUCCAUACAGGAGACUGUUGGUCCUGACUUUGGUCUCACACCUUGCUACAGGUCCCCUGAGAUUAAAGUCAAUGGAUCUGUCAACCCAAGUUACGACGUAUGGCCGCUGGGUUGUGUGUUCCUUGAAUUCGUGGGAUGGUAUCUCCUUGGAUGGGAUCACGUUGACGAAUUUGCUGGAAAGAGGAUCAGUGACUCUGACGGGAGUGAGGUACAAGCGUAUCCUCGGGCUGAAAACUCGCCCACAGACACCAUUUGGCACGAUUCAUUCUUUGACGAGAAGGUGGGAACAGUGGAUGGACAGAAUGUCAGAACUGCGAGAAUGAAGCCCUCAGUAGCCCAGCGAGCGAAGUCACAACAGAUUGUCGAGUUCUUCGAGAAGCUGGCACAACUUUGCAAGCGCGACCCCUCCUACGGCAUCGUGAAAUCGAAGCUACCCAGACGAGCGGAUACAAACCUUUCGGAAAUCGACAACCGAUCCAUGAUCGAACAAUCAGGCGUUCAGAUCUCUCUUGACCAAGGCAUCCGUUCAGUCGCGAUCAAUAUGGCGGCACAGUCAAUCGCACAGGAUUCUAUAGGUGUUGCAGGCAUAUCGGCACCAGACUUGUCACGCAACGGCCCUCGAACUCCAACGGAGAGAGAGUUCGGCCUCACGCGUAUCGAUUUCCAACCCCCAGAGUUGCCAGAUUCACCUACAUUUGGUACCACCGACACAUUGGUUUGGGAUGACCGGCCAACCUCGGUACACAUUACACAGCAGACAACACCGACACCAUCACAGUCAGACAGCCUGGCGGACAGUUUAGCAGACAGCUUUACGUCUGCAGGACGAGUCACUGAUGACGCCGUUCUUUCAUCCCAGCCCAACCCUCAUAAGGCAAUGAGUUCGACGGGAAAUGGGUAUGGAACGAUGGGCCCCAUGAAGAAAACUGCGCUCGUCGAGCCUCCUUCCCACGAGGACGCCCCACGCUCUCCCUGGAAACGACUUUUCUGCUGUUGA
This is a messenger RNA of Verticillium dahliae VdLs.17, 2478 nucleotides long. RefSeq names its product protein kinase domain-containing protein. The record is from RefSeq and is a predicted model, not a curated record. NCBI's taxonomy places the organism in Eukaryota, Fungi, Ascomycota, Sordariomycetes, Glomerellales, Plectosphaerellaceae. Gene Ontology annotation, biological process: peptidyl-serine phosphorylation; peptidyl-threonine phosphorylation. Gene Ontology annotation, molecular function: protein serine/threonine kinase activity; ATP binding. The coding region runs from base 1 to 2478 and encodes 825 amino acids. The transcript has 4 exons.